Messenger RNA from Letharia columbiana, 1287 nucleotides. RefSeq lists its product as uncharacterized. The record is from RefSeq and is a predicted model, not a curated record. Bases 1 to 1287 code for a protein of 428 amino acids. Lineage: Eukaryota; Fungi; Ascomycota; Lecanoromycetes; Lecanorales; Parmeliaceae. The transcript has a single exon.
AUGGCCCGGCGAGCAAAAGAACCGGAUCUUGCGGUUGACCAAAAAGAGUACCAGAUAACAGAAGCAUUGGAAAGGAAGAGGAGACAGCUAGAUCUGGAUAUUGCAGAAUUCAAGGCGGAGAAAGAGAAUGAGUACAGGCUUUUCGAGCGACGAUUGAGAGGCAAGACCAAGGAGAAUGGUGUGCAAGAUGCACCACAAAGCCAACGCAAGCGCGGACGAUCUGAAUCAAAGAAUGCUGCAGCAGAAGCUGGUUCCAUGCAGAGAGAGGAGGCCAAUCAUGUGCAGAGAGAGUCGGGUGAUGAAAAAGCCAGUCGGAAGGGCUCAGACCCAGAAGCAGAAAAUCUGCUUGAUACAAUUCGAUCGAAGUCCAGUCCAGGAGGCUCUCCAGGUCGGCCAGACCGACCCACAGAAGUGUUGCAUGAGCGAGAAAAAGAGGUUCAAGGACUCUUCACGCCAAGCUAUCUUCCACUUGUGGACAAUACACCUACUGAUGAGGGGAACAUAUCCAAGGGAAAACCGCAAUCUCUAUCUUUCAAUCCUGGAAACCUAUGUGCAGCAAGGCACAACAGUAGCGCAAUGCUCUCGUCGUCAGCGGAGACCGUUCCCCCGCCCAUGACUUCUCCUCCUCUUCUACCUGCUAGGCCGCUAUCAUCCAGCGUUCCACCGGCGAAGCCUUCGCACCAUCGGAGUGAUUCUUUAAGAUCGGACAAUUCCUUUGCAAGCCUGCGGAGUAGUCUUCGAGAUCCUAAACAGCCUCGAUCUCCGAAGCGAGUCUUGUUUUCUAUUGACGAUACUCUCGUAUCACCGAGUACUUCUCCAAUUGCCCAACGCUCGAAGUCCGCGACGCCUAAGAAGCCGGCAGAUUCCGUUGACGCUGUUGGUGGCUUUGAGAAAUUCGAAGUCGUAAGGAACAAGAAUGGUUAUGGCCCUAUCGUCACUGGAUCCCAAAGCAAUGACGUCGAUUUCUUGUCAUCGAGCGCGCCAGCUAAGGGUUGGACGGCUAGCCUUUCGGCGUUUGAUGGUGCGGCAGUAAUGAAUCUCUCGAAGCCUUCGCCUUCCGCUAGUGGAGCAGACGGCUUUGAGCAUCUAGAAAAUGACGACCUCUUUACCUUCGAUGAGGAUAUGGGGUUGGCGGGCAGGAACAGACCUCAAGUCAAAGAUCCCGACGACGAGUAUGAUGAAGAUGUGGAGGUGAAGAGCAAGGACCCACUCACAGCCAGCUCUCCACAUGCCGGAAGUCUGCCGAUCGAGAUCAAGUGGCCGGGCAGACGGGAGGAUAGAGGCUAA